This is a messenger RNA of Nannospalax galili (Upper Galilee mountains blind mole rat), 5465 nucleotides long. RefSeq names its product transducin beta like 1 X-linked (gene Tbl1x). Lineage: Eukaryota; Metazoa; Chordata; Mammalia; Rodentia; Spalacidae. The record is from RefSeq and is a predicted model, not a curated record. Gene Ontology annotation, biological process: regulation of transcription by RNA polymerase II. Gene Ontology annotation, cellular component: histone deacetylase complex. Gene Ontology annotation, molecular function: transcription corepressor activity; protein binding. Bases 655 to 2229 code for a protein of 524 amino acids. The transcript has 19 exons.
CCCCCCCAGUGUCGACGCUUAGGAGAAACGAUCCGCCAGCGCCCCCGCCUCUCUGCCGCUGCAGCGCCCUCCGGCCGCCAUUCGCCACCGAAACUUUCCAGCGCCCGCGCCUCUCGGGGACUCGGUGGUGGCGCGGGGGGCGGCUGGGGGGGGGCGCGGCGCGCGACUGCUCCGGGGCUCCGGGCCCUCGUCUGUCUUCGCGUGGCCCUCGCUCGGUGACGGCCGUCCGGCCGGGAGGGACGCGCGGAGCGUAGCCACAAGUUGCAGGGCUCGAGGCUAGAUCUGAAACCUGUCCCUGCUAACCUACUAACUGGAGCUGCUCCUCCAGCACCUGGCUUUUUGUGAUCAGGUGUUACUGGCUAGUCCUGAACUUUUAAUACUCCUGUUUCCGCCUCCUGAGACUUGGAAUUAUAGGUAAACAGGUAUUUGAAGAUAGAAGAGAGGUCUGAAAAGGACAUUCCUGGAAUAAAGAAAGGAUUUGUCUGCAUUUGUUUCUAAUCCGGUUCUGGUGCUCUUGGACGCCUUGCAGUGUGGUGUGUAUGAUCGGAUGCUGGGAGGCCCACUGCUCUGGAAGUCUACACAUGAACUCAUUGUGACGAGCGCGGCUCCCAGUUCUUGAAGACAAAGACCUCAUCGCUGCAAGGUGAGGCUAAGAUGAGCAUUACCAGCGACGAGGUGAACUUCCUGGUGUACCGCUACCUCCAGGAGUCAGGUUUUUCCCACUCCGCCUUCACUUUUGGGAUCGAGAGCCACAUCAGCCAGUCCAACAUCAAUGGAACACUCGUGCCACCGGCUGCCCUCAUCUCCAUCCUUCAGAAAGGACUGCAGUAUGUGGAGGCUGAGAUCAGCAUCAAUGAGGAUGGGACGGUAUUUGAUGGCCGCCCCAUCGAGUCCCUGUCACUUAUUGAUGCUGUGAUGCCCGAUGUGGUCCAGACACGGCAGCAGGCCUUCCGGGAGAAGCUCGCCCAGCAACAAGCAAAUGCAGCCGCUGCAGCUGCGGCAACAGCAGCCACAACCACAGCAGCCUCCACAGCAACUGCGUCCCAGCAAAAUCCACCAAAGAAUGGAGAGGCCGCCCUGAACGGGGAAGAGAAUGGAGCCCAUGCAAUAAAUAAUCAUUCAAAACCAAUGGAAAUAGAUGGGGAUGUUGAAAUUCCAUCCAGCAAAGCCACAGUCCUUCGAGGCCAUGAGUCUGAGGUGUUCAUUUGUGCCUGGAAUCCUGUUAGUGACCUACUUGCUUCUGGAUCUGGAGACUCCACUGCAAGGAUAUGGAACCUUAAUGAGAACAGCAACGGGGGUUCCACACAGCUGGUGCUGAGGCACUGCAUACGCGAAGGGGGACACGAUGUCCCCAGCAAUAAGGACGUCACCUCGCUAGACUGGAAUAGUGAUGGGACACUGUUGGCUACAGGUUCUUAUGAUGGUUUUGCAAGAAUAUGGACAGAAGAUGGUAACCUAGCCAGCACCUUAGGUCAACAUAAAGGCCCCAUCUUUGCCUUGAAGUGGAACAAAAAGGGGAAUUACAUUUUGAGUGCUGGUGUAGACAAGACAACAAUCAUUUGGGACGCGCACACAGGAGAAGCCAAACAACAGUUUCCUUUUCAUUCAGCCCCAGCCCUUGAUGUGGACUGGCAGAACAACACUACCUUUGCCUCGUGCAGCACAGACAUGUGCAUUCACGUGUGUAGACUCGGCUGUGACCGCCCAGUCAAAACCUUCCAAGGACACACGAAUGAGGUCAAUGCCAUCAAGUGGGAUCCUUCUGGAAUGUUGCUAGCCUCCUGUUCUGAUGACAUGACAUUAAAGAUCUGGAGUAUGAAGCAGGACACGUGUGUCCACGACCUUCAAGCUCACAGCAAAGAGAUAUACACCAUCAAGUGGAGUCCCACGGGACCAGCCACCAGCAAUCCAAACUCCAGCAUCAUGUUAGCAAGUGCUUCGUUUGACUCUACAGUUCGACUGUGGGAUGUGGAGCGAGGUGUUUGCAUCCAUACAUUGACCAAGCACCAGGAGCCUGUCUACAGUGUAGCUUUCAGCCCUGAUGGGAAAUAUUUGGCCAGCGGGUCCUUUGACAAGUGUGUCCAUAUCUGGAAUACUCAGAGUGGAUGUCUCGUCCACAGCUACCGAGGCACAGGUGGCAUCUUUGAGGUGUGCUGGAAUGCUCGAGGAGACAAAGUGGGUGCCAGCGCAUCUGAUGGCUCUGUCUGUGUUUUAGAUCUUCGAAAGUAAACACAAAAUAUUAUAGAGAGAGAGGAAAAAAAAAGAAUUCUAAUGGACCAGCAGUGAAUGUGUGGGAUUGCAGCAUCCUUCCAAUGAUCAGCUCCAAACUGUGUGAACUUGACUUGUGUUUGAGUGUGCUUGGAAAUCACCUUGUCCCUGGCCACAGGAUUCUUUUUUUUUUUUCAUAAUCUCCAUCUGGAAGUUUAAAACAUAGAUAUAAAAUCAUACACACAGUUGUAUCACAGGGGGAAUAUGGUUUUCAGCUAGAGUGCUCAGCUGGGGAAGGAUGAAGCCAUCAGCUACAUGGUGCAUGGUUUGGUUUCCAUCCACAACAGGCUCUGAUGACUGAACAUGGAAGGAAGAACAAAAAGCUGUGCCAAAUAAAUAAGAAUAAAGAAAGAAAAAGCAAAGAAGAAGAGAAAAAUGCUGUGACAAACCAAAAGGGAGGAAAAAACUCCCACUUAAGGUUUUCCCUCCUGUCAAUUUGGAUACUACAGUUGCUCUCCAAAAGACCAGUUUGUACCAAGGAAAUGUAUGAAUUUGUAAUCCCAACACUUUGUAUUUUCUAGAACUUUCUUUGGUGGUUUUCUAUCUUGUUGGAAUUCUGUGGUCUGGGGGCCUUCUGCCUCAGAUGGAAACUGUUUGGUUUGUUCCCUACCCUUCCGCUGUUGUCCUUGGUCUGGUGUGGUCUCACUUCUCAUGAAGCCCAGCAUAGACAUGGACACAUGGACACAAUGGAAAGAUCUUUGAUGGACAGCACUCUCCCUCCCUCCAGCCCACCCCUAUCCUUUGCUCACUCUCUGUCCUUUUCUCAUAGUUGCUUCACAUCUUAGGUACCAAGAGGGCACUUUCAGAGCUUAGUAAGUGCUUUAUGUGAGAAGGCAGGGAGGGGGACUUUUUACAGGAGAAAAAAAAAGACUUAUAAGAGAAAGAGCCUGGAAUAUUUUUGGAAAAAAUAUUUUUAUGUUAAAACGAUUAUAAAAUCCUAAAAUGGCCAUCAGACAUAGAGAGUUUUGUGUGAUUCAUAUUUAAAAGACUAAGAAGACACAGAGUCUGAGGUGUCUAAUUACCCCUUUCCCUUUAGCUUCAUGAAAGGCAGUUAGAAAACCCUGGAUUGGGCAGCGUCCUAUGGAAGAACAGGGGUUUGUUUGACAGCUGGUGGGGAAGAGCUUGGUGCUUAGGCAUCAAGCAGAAUGCUGCAUUGUUCAGUGUGUAUUUUACCAAGCAGCAGGAACACAGUGAAGAAGCCGGCCCAAGACGGUGUGGCUCCAUGGCACUUGCCUGCUACGUCUUUUCUUUCUCAGAGCAGUGUCGCUACAGAUGGGCACUUAUCAGGCUUGGUGAGGCAUAUGCAGAACUGACCCGAAGAUCCCACUGUCAUUAAGUCUAGUAAAGACACUAAAUGAGGAUCAGAGGACACUUUCAAUCUUGAAAAUGAAUUAUGACCCUGGUAGAAUGUCGCUAAUUCAUUUUCUGCCCUCUACAAUUUCUUUCACAGGAAACUAGGACAAAGGUUAUUUUUUAAAUAAUCUUUUUGUUGUUGUUGUUUUUAACCAUUUGUAAAGAACUAAAGGCUUUGUGUUCCUAGCAAAGCUAGUCAUCGUUGACUCAGGUGACCUUUGCUUACUUCUUGUCAUAAUUUGACACUGACCUGUUUAUUAAAUUAGCAAUGGGAGAUAGACCAGAAGGGGACUGGUCCAAGUCAUUGGGGUUGCAAGUAGGGUGGCAGUGUGCAGAGUUCAGUCUGAAGCUGAGGCAGCCAUUAUGAACACAUGUGGAUGCGGAGGCAAAAAUCGACUAAUAGGGAAGGCCAGGCACUUCUUACGCAGCAGAAAAUGCCAGGACCAGCAACACGAGUUGGCCUCCACUUGGACAUGUGAAUUAUGCGAGCCCCAAAAGACCAAGUGCUGUGUUACUGAGUUUGCGCUCUGGCACCUAAACAGCAAAGAAGCCAGAGUGCUCUGUAGUCUCCAGAGUAAAUUUGAUCACAACAGGGAUCUCUGAAAAAGUGGACAUGAAGCUUCGUACUCUGAGAACAUUUAAGAUUUGGAAUAUAGGUUUUAAGAGUCCAGAUAAAUACUAUCUUUGUUCCCCAAAUAAAAGUCUCUUCAUUUCUGUAGAAGAUCAGCUACCAAAAGUGAGAGCAUGGCUUGCAUUUGACAAGCUCCACAUUGUUAUGGGAUGGUGAUGGGUCGAUGGCACGCAAGGGGCUCACUAGACAAUCCCUGGGUGUCCAGGCUGGACCCCAAAGAUGAAUCUAAGCCACAUAAGAAUUGUUAGGUUAGAGUACAGAGUUGUGAGACCAGGACAGAAAGGUUCGGCCUGCACAAGAAGAAGCCUAAAGACCCCCCACUUUCUUGCCCUCCCAUCUAGCCUUGGAAAGGGACUUAGUGCCGGCCACAAGGGGACCAAGCAGGAGAAUGCAACCCACUUCCCUCAAGUUAUCUCCAUUAAACAGCUCAAUCCACAAGUGUUUCUGGAGAGGCCAGCAUUUGCAUGCCAUCAUUUGCCCUGCUGCCAGACAGCUGGUGCAUCAUCUUUGUGCUCAAGGUGGCAGCCCAUGUGUAAUGCUGUUGCUUAACAUUGUUUACAACUCCUAAAACAUUGUGAGAAUUGCUUACGUCUUGUGACCAAAUUCAGCCUUGAAAGCAGUGUAGCCAUAUAACAGUCCUUUCUGGGAUCUUUCCUUGGGUUUGAAGUGACCAUGCAAUGUGCCCAGCACAUCCAGAAUGCUACCUGUAGGGGACCGAAGGGCCAGAUGGAUAUCAUAGGGUUCAGCUCUCUGACCCCACAUGACACUGUAGGACUUGACUUUUUGUUCUGUCUGACUAAAACAUAGACCAUGGAGCCAAGUGAAGUGCACUUUGUCAAAUUUAAGGAUCUGCUUUAGUUCCUUGUUUUUCUCUUUUCAAACCUUUCAUUCAACUUUUUCAUUCUAUUUCCUAUCAAAUGCAGAAAUGUCUCUUUUGCAACUCCCUGAAGUUUUGAAUUCUGGCUUCUGCAGUUUUUAUUGUCUGUGUCAGACGUACAGCCAGACGUGGUUCUCUGUCAACAAUUUCCUUGUUCUGUUAAGCAACAUUGACCCCCACCCCUUGUCCUCUACCCCCAACUCCCACUCACCCUUCACGCUCUUGGAGGCAAAAAAAAAGAAUCACCUUGUGUUUCGUAGCUCAUUUGUUUCAAGAGAGAAUCAAAGGAUCAUAUUCAGUGUCUUGAAUAAAUCGCUCUAUUUUGAUAUUAGAGAA